Molecule: messenger RNA, 699 nt
Organism: Peronospora matthiolae
Lineage: Eukaryota; Oomycota; Peronosporomycetes; Peronosporales; Peronosporaceae
Source: the annotation of a GenBank genome assembly
AUGUACAUGCGGUCGGACUUUGCGGCGUUACGGGUGCGGAAAGACGUGAACGAGCUGUCGAAAGCCAAGUUUACCUGCAGUCAAGCCAAGACCCGCGUGGACUUUCCAGACGGAGCGGACAACAUGUUGCAGUUGAUCUUUACCAUCUCAAUUGCUGAUGUGUCGGGUCCGUUUGCAAAUGGCGACUUUACGUUUUUUGUGGAGAUUCCCAGGACGUACCCAUUUCAUGCUCCCAGCGUGACGUGUUUGACCAGGGUAUGGCAUCCGAAUAUCGACAUGGCAACGGGCAAAGUCAUGAUGUCGAUUCUGGGUAAGGACUGGUGCCCCGUGCUUAGCAUUAACACGGUCUUGCUCGGAUUGCAGUUGAUAUUCCUAGAACCUGGCGUCGAUUACGUUCUCAAUACGGCGGCAGCCGAGCAGCUGCAUGAGAACCCAGAACAGUUCAGAAAUGAGUCGCAGCAGAUACUUUGUGGUGGAAAGUUCUACGGUAUGGACUUCCCGCCACAUCCGCGACAGGUUGAGAGUCGACGACGAGACUGGGGUUUGCGAGUAAAGCGCCCACGUGACGAUGACUCUCGCGCAAGUGCUGAUUGGGACGGUAUGGCAAGCCCUAACACAAGCGACAGUAUCAGUAUCGAGGCCCCAGAGCUUGCGGAUUGCAGUGACGGUCCUGCUUGGAAACGGAUGCGAAUUGAGUAA